CCUGGACUCUGAGUACAGGAAAAAUUCAGGCCUUGGUCCAGACCCAGCUCGAUUCCUACUGCAUUGCCUUUAUAUAUACACGUGCAAUUUCUCUUAUGUGUAUUUUUGAUUUGUAUGAUGCUCAUUUAUAUAAAGAAAAUAAAAGUUAUGGUCUCUCAAUUAAAAUUUUGUUAAAUUUUUUAUUGAAAAAAAUUUAAAUAUUUUAGAGUAAUUUUAAUUAAAAUAUAAUUUUUAAAUUUUAAAUUUAGAUAAAAAAUGUUUGAAAAAGAUGCUAUAAGGGAUUCGUUUAAUGAACUUAUUCAGUUUCUUCAUGACAAGGAAUUUGACAAAGCUGAACGUUUAUUAGCAGAACAACCCAAUUUGCGUCAAUAUUCAGAUUCAACUGGACGUAAACCUUUUCAUUAUGCAGCAAUUUCUGGUUAUUAUGAAUUUGUUAAAACUGAAAUUGAAAAGAAUCCUUCGAUGGUUUAUGUAGUAGAUGAUGAUAAUUGGACUAUUUUAAUGAUGGCAGCUUCUGCUGGACAAUUAGAAAUUGUUCGUCUUUUAUUGAGUUAUUCAAAGAAGGAUGAUUUUUUGAAGAGUUUCCCAUUGCGGCAUAUUAAUCAAAAAAACAGUUCUGGUCUGUCAGCUUUACAUUAUGCCUGUUCUAAAGAUCAUUUACAAAUUGUGCAAGAAUUGCUUGAAAAAGGUGCUGAUAUAAAUGCUCAAGAUGAUAGAGGAGCAACACCUUUACAUCGUGCUGCAAGUAAAGGAAAUAAAAGAAUCGUCAAUUUCUUGUUAAAUUAUAAAAAUCAAAUUCAAGUUAAUUUGGUUAAUCGAGAAGGAGAUACUCCAUUACAUUUGGCUUGUGAAGAUGGACAAUUUGAAGUUGCUAUUUUACUUGCAAAUUAUGGGGCAAAUAUAAACAAAAUGAAUAGAGAAGAAAAAACUCCUUUGGAUUUGGUUAAGGAUGCUCAAGUGAAACAAAAAUUAAUUGAAGCGGCGAGAUCGAGUGGAUCUUGA
Meloidogyne enterolobii is the source of this 1002-nucleotide messenger RNA. NCBI's taxonomy places the organism in Eukaryota, Metazoa, Nematoda, Chromadorea, Rhabditida, Meloidogynidae. The record is from the annotation of a GenBank genome assembly.